Molecule: messenger RNA, 1521 nt
Organism: Bacidia gigantensis
Lineage: Eukaryota; Fungi; Ascomycota; Lecanoromycetes; Lecanorales; Ramalinaceae
Exons: 2
Coding region: 1-1521 (506 amino acids)
Source: RefSeq, a predicted model, not a curated record
AUGUCACCUACCACCACCCCCGCCUUCUCUGAACUCAUCGUCGUCAAAUUCUGCGAGCAGAAUGACAUGGAUCCUAUUCCGGAGGAGACAGACGAGAGCUUGGAAGUCCCCGUCAUUUUGGUGCCAGAUUUGCCUCCAUUGAAGUACCACGACGGACCGCUGCGAUUCUUGAGUAACAGUCUAAUGAGCCAGAGGGAGUGGGAGAGGAAGCUGAUUACCAUUGGUCCGACACUUGACCUCAAAGCCCCACCUGACGAGGACAUUUCCAUCCGCUGCCCCAACGGCGACGAAGACAAUCCUAAACUCUUCACAAUCUCCAAAGCUGCACUCGCACGAGCACCAAUCUUUCGGAAUUUCUUCAAAUCUGAACACUACGCCUGGGGUAGCGAUACCCUCAUCUCUAUCAUGUCUGACCCCGCCGCAGCCUUCGAUAUUGUCCAACGCUACCUUGAGCAAGGUCCUGAGCUCUUUGACAUGACCUGCCUUCGAGUCUACGUCUACAAACGCUACAACUCUCUUGAGCGCACUGUGGUCCUGGUCCGACUCUACCGCAUGGCUCAUAGCAUGGGCUUAUGGUUUCUCGAAGACCUGGCGUACGAGGUCCUCGUCGAUGGCAACCGCUACGUCACUGCAGCCAUGAUGCCUACACUUGCUGGCCUCAUAUUUGCACCACGAGGCAAUCACAACGACCAGAUCAAGAACUGGUGUCUGGUUCAUAUUGGUCACUUCUUCCUCGACCUCAAAGACUGCGCCGACUGGAGUAGAUGCCUUACCCUUUGCGAAGACCGCCUUACUCAAGAAUGGAACAAAAUGCUUUUUGAGAACACCCGCAUCCUUGGUAUCAUGAGCAAUGAAUCGCGCGACUCCGUCCUCGAGAAAACCUUCAAGCACAUGUCUCUUCAGGAGCAAGACCGCGCCAUCUCCGUCAUCAGCAAGAACUGCCGCCAGUCUUCUCCCACCGUUGUACAGACACCUAACACCGCCACCACCACAACCCUCACUGCCAACUCAAGCUCCGAGACACUGGCACCCUUGCUGAAGCCCAUCGCAUUCGAAGGCUUUAAGAAGAACAAACAAAGCAAGAAGAAGAGCAAGGACGACGACGAAUGGGAAGACAUUGGCACCCCUACCCAGGAGACUUUCAACCGCAGUCUCGAAGUCUGCGCCAUAUCAUCUCCUUACGCAUGCGGCAGGUCCAACUGCAGCGAAGAAAAUUACGACCCCCCGCUCAGCGGAAGGACUCUCAUCGAAGGUGGAGAUCUCGGGACUAAUGGGAUGAAGCUAGUACGGCAGCAAACAGAGGAAGAAGAAUUUGCAAAGGUGAGAGCUGUGUUGGGAAUGAGAAUCGAUCCGAAGAUCAUCGUCUUGUCGAAGGCUAGCACGGAGCCUCUAGAGGAGCUGAAGGAGCCAGAGGAGGUAACAGAGCAGAACGACAAGGGCCACGGGCAUGUGUUAAAGAAGAAGGGGAGUGUGAUUAAGAUCACGAGGAGGAGGACGAGGAUCUUGGGAUUGCUGCGUUAG